This is a messenger RNA of Anopheles gambiae (African malaria mosquito), 6719 nucleotides long. Its product is annotated as protein glass. Gene Ontology annotation, cellular component: chromosome. Gene Ontology annotation, biological process: regulation of transcription by RNA polymerase II. The record is from RefSeq and is a predicted model, not a curated record. The transcript is spliced from 2 exons. Lineage: Eukaryota; Metazoa; Arthropoda; Insecta; Diptera; Culicidae. Gene Ontology annotation, molecular function: chromatin insulator sequence binding. Bases 2520 to 4913 code for a protein of 797 amino acids.
CCGGCCAGGAUUCAAACGCCCUCGACGGUUCGUACAGUGCGGUUGUCGUGCCGAUACUUUUUUCUGUCUCUCGUAUCGUCUCUCUAUUGUAUCAACCUGUUUUCCUGUCUUUUUGUGUACACUUCCAUCCCAUACCUAACCUACCUGGACUUCGGUGUCGGCCCGCCAUUUCCUUUUCCCCCGGGGUCUACUACCUAGUGCGCGGCUCUUUCCACACUCACCGACAAAACAAACUGAAAAAAAAACCAAAGCGUCACCAUCAUCUGUCACGAGCUAGUAGUGUCUGCAGUACGGUGCGUGAGUGUUUGUGUGUGUGUGUAAGUGUUUACUUUCGCUCGGUUAGUGUUUCUCUGUCGUCUGUCAACGCUUUCAUCUACUCGAUAGUUGCAAACCAAAGCGUGUAAAAUUGUGCAAAAAGAGAAGAUAAAUAAAGCCUAUCAGUGGAAGUUUAGUGAAAAUCGGUGCUGAUCGAUGUACUAAGCCCGUACUAUCGCGCACAGUGCACCGUGAAUCUGUGAAAUCAAUGGUGAAAGAAGAAGUGGCCGGGCAAGUUCUAGUAGUGGCCAACCAAACGAUCGGCUUGAGGCAAUGAGCGCUAGCAACUGUGCGGGACGCUGUCGCGUGUUUGGUGUCGUUUCGGUUUAACCACCUUUAGUUCGUCGGUGUUUCGGAUGAGUUUUUGAGUGCAGUUUUGGUGUGUAUUGUGUGCCUGGUCUUGUCCCACAGCAAUUGGGAUUCAAUGUUUCGUCGCAUCCACCGUGCAUUGGUGCGGGCUGCUGCGGCUGCUGUAACGAGCAGCUAGAAAGGGCAUAAACGGCCCCCCCCGCUCAAAACGCCACCAUGAACUAGGAUAACGCCCUUCGGUUCGUCCUUACACUAUCGGUCGUUCUACUGUCUCUCUUUCCCUCCAGCUCUGUCUCGAAGACUGUCUCGGAUCUCUGCCUGUACCGUGCAGUUGACGAGGCUGAUGAACUGUGUCGUACCGCUUCUGCUCCUCUGAGCCUGUACUGUACUGUAACACACCUCCGCUCAGAACGACCGAAACGACGAACUCUCUACCGUAAAGCUGUCUGUGCUUAUCUCUACAAGUCUGUUGCCGUUUCGCUGGCAAACCGUUUCGUCUAUCCUGAACUGGUACUCUGAAGUUGUAAGCUGCAGCAACCUGUCCGAGCAGCGACUACCGCUGUUCCCUCUAGAUGCAGCAACAACAACAACAACAACAAAAAACAUCGGAUUAAGCCGCAGAUUUGCAGACGAAAGUAAAGUCCAAUAUUAUUUCCACUGCUCGCCAAACGAGCGGCAAACCGAAAAGCAAUAGGAAGUAAAGCAAUAAAGCUGUCAACGCAAAAGCAACCGCAGCAGGAGCCGGGUUGCCACAGCAAGUAGGCUGUGCGAUCGAUUUUCGAUGCAAACGAACGAACCGGGCUCCGGUCGGGCGGUGUCCGGUAGGUGCUGCCCCGGCAGUGGCAUCGUCCAUCACCACCACCACCACCACCACCAAGUGCUGCGGCUUGGAUGAAGCGGUAUGGCGCCGGCCCCAGUGCCACCAGGUUCGAUGUGUUGGGUUAUGUGUUAGUGUAAGUCUGUUUCCGGCCUGUUUCGGUUGAUUUUGUCGGGCAUCUUCUGCUUGAUGGACUAACCUCGUUCGAAUCUCGCCACUAUCUGUGCCGUUGUGUAGCGUUUUACGCGUCCGUUUUUAACGCAAACAUUCGCAGUUCUGUGUUGGUGUGACGUGUGUAGCGAAAACGAAAGAAAAAACUGUCCCACCAUCCUCUCCCCCCCAAAAAAAAAGGACUGCACAAUUCUUCAUACUCAUCCGCAGUGCACGUGCUCGGUCUUAAACUGGUUCCGGUGCGGAAUAAUACUGCGCUCCCUUCGUUGCGCCACUCUCGGUCGUGCAAAGUGCUUUCGUAUCUGUGUCACGUUCUGGCGUAAAAUUUAUUCCAUUCUUCUGCUGCUGGUGCCUUCAGAGGCGUCAGCGUAGCACCGGAAUUCCCCCACGGGAGAAUCCACCUCCCGGAGCAGUCCCAGCACGUCCUGAGCCAGGGCGGAUAUAAAACUGUACGGUAGCCUUUCACGUAUCCGGUUCGUGCGGGUGCCACUCCGGGUGCUUCACCUUAACAAGGAUCGAAACGCGGGGAAGAAUCAACAAUUGCUGAACAUACCAAGUGGUGAUAUAUCGUGCUGAAAGUCGAUCCUGCUCGAAGCUCUGUGAGUGGUGGCGAGUAUUUACCUCGAAUGCAACCAGUAGUAUUGAUUGCGAUAAGGAAGAACCGAAACAAUCGCUAGCUCGCCAUGGCACGGAUGGUUCAACCGUGAGGAGCGCGACGAGCGAUGCACUUGCUGCAUUUGCAGGCCAGUAUUUAGAAGUACCUGAACGACAAAAUCCUCAUCAGUCCCGAGUCCUCAACGGGGCAUUAUUUCGGGGUAGCGCGAGCACGACUUGGAGCUCGCGGAAAGUUUUCGUCCACAUUCUUCAUUGACGCCCACAAACAAACAAAGAAACGCCCACUCUCAAAAUGCCCCGCUGUUUGAUGGCGAAAAAAUGGAAAGCCUACCCGUGGCCGGACCGGGCAGAGGAGCAACCGACCGGCGAGCAGGAGCAGCUGGACACGGUCCCAACCGCGGGCAGCUCUCACACGACGACAGCAUCUUCACCCGCGACGGUGGACCGAAGCAGUAGCAGCAGCAGUAGUAGUAGUGGAAGUGGUGCCGGUAGCAGCAGUAGUAGCAAUAGCAGUAGUGAUGCCAGCAGCACAUCCAGCUCCCCUUCCACGAUGGCGCCUGAGUGCGGUCAACCGCCGGCAGCGAGUGAAAUCGUCGAGGAGGACGAAGAGAUCGACGUGGUGGGCGAUUCGCCGGCGGCAGCGACGGCCACGGCAGCCAGCAGCAAGUCGACCGGCAGCACCGUAGCCACCUGUUGGGGUCCCUCCUCACCGACGGCCGGUGCAACGGCACCGAGCCCGCCGCCCCACUCGCCGGAAGCGGCAACGCGCGAGUCGACCAUCCUGUACAACGGUUACGGUCAGGACAUUACGCAUCACUUUACCGCCUACCUGCCAAAGCUGGACCCGGAGUCUUCAAGCUACCAACAGCAGCAACAGCAGCACCAACAACAACAGCAGUCCUCUUCACAGCAACAGUUCGUCGCACUCGCACCUGUCCAACACUGUGCAACACCUGCAACCGCCUCUUCCGCCUCACCCCCAGCGGCGCCCAGUGCCGCCACGGACAGCCCACAGCGUUCCCCCACGCAGAAGAAGUCCCUCGCGAUGUGCUUCACGAGCACCGGCACUGCCCUCUCACUCCCUCCCAAGAAGAAGGACAUCUACCGGCCGUACUCGCUGGACGACAGGCCACCCCGGCCGAGCUACGAGCUGCGCAUCCCGGCCGAGGAGGACCUGCACGCGGCCCACGCCAUCCUGGACCUGAGCGCGUCGACGGCUUUCCUACCGCCGCCGGCACCGCACCAACUGCUCGCCCAGCAGCAGCCGCCCUCGCCCUCGGUGCAGCAAUCCACCCCGGCCCCGGUCGUGCUAGUAGUGCCCCCGAAACCCGCCAUCGCCGAGCCCGACCGGCGGCCGCUUCAAGCACAUCCUCAGCAGCAGCCGCCCCAGCAGCAGCAACAGCUUCAUCAGACGGCUUCUCCCCCGCCCCUACCGCUGCAGUCACCGCCCGCGACAACGGUACCGCAAUCGCUCGGCUCGCCGGAGCAGAACGAGAACCGCAACAGCACCAACACGCUGCCCGGGUACGCGGCGCACGAUGCCACCAGCAUGGACUCGUCCUCGGACGAGCUGGGCCAGUCGGCCGAAUCGUCCGACUCGGAGGGCAGGAAUGGGUCGAAAACGGUUGCCUACACGUACGAGGCGUUCUUCGUGAGCGAUGGCCGGUCGAAGAAGAAGAUGGCCGACCCGAAGACGGCCCUGGAGAACAAGGCCAAGUACACGUGCACCGAGUGCGGCAAGCAGUACGCCACCUCGAGCAAUCUGUCGCGCCACAAGCAAACGCACCGCAGCCUGGACUCGCAGUCGGCCAAGAAGUGCCACACGUGCGGCAAGGCGUACGUCUCCAUGCCCGCGCUGGCCAUGCACGUGCUUACGCACAAGCUGUCGCACAGUUGCGGGGUGUGUGGGAAGCUGUUCUCGCGGCCCUGGCUGCUGCAGGGCCAUCUGCGGUCGCACACGGGCGAAAAGCCGUACGGUUGCGCACACUGCGGCAAAGCGUUUGCCGACCGGUCGAACCUGCGCGCCCACAUGCAGACGCACUCGAUCGACAAGAACUACCAGUGCGGUCGGUGUCACAAAACGUUCGCGCUUAAGUCGUACCUCAACAAGCAUCUGGAGUCGGCCUGCUUCAAGGAGGAUGGUGCGCCACAGUCGCCCCUGAUGUCGCCGAUGUCACCCGGCUCGCUCGACGGUUCCUCGCUGGACGAUUUGCGCUCGACGCCGCUGUCCGAGCGGCGCCAGCCGGUUGCGCUCAAGCGCGAGCGGAACGUCGAUAUCGAGGGCGACGAGUCGGACGAUGCGAUGGCGUGUCCGUCGCCUCUGUCACCGGUACCUCACCAUCUUACCAUCAGCCCGGGCGCCCCGAACGGUACCGGCAGCAUCUUUGUGAUGAAAAACCUCCAGUCCGCCGGACGGCUGGCCGGCAGUGCGUCGCCGGGCUCGGGGACGGCAGCGGCGGCGGCAGCGGCCGCAGCCGCAGCAGCCGCCGCCGUGCUCGGUCCGGGCGCCAUCCUAACGACGACGACAGCGCAUCAGCCCCAUCACCACAGCCCGCAUCAGCAGCACCAUCCGCACCUCCAACUGCAUCAGCACCAGCAUCCGGCGGCGGCGGCGGCGGCGGCUGCUGCUGCGGCUGCCGCGGCGGCCGCUGCAGCCGUGCAGAUAAACGUCAACUUUGCCGGGUAACCGGCGCAGCAAGCGACGGCAUGAAGCGGGAUCGCCGGCGGCAAACAAUAACUCGUUUUUGCACUGCUGAAUUGCAUACAUCUAGGCGCAUUGAGGGCGCGCGGUUCGUAAGUAGUCACUUAAGCAUUUGAUUGUGUUUUUCUUUCCCUCAAACUAAACUUCUCAUCAAGCGUUAUUACUUGCAAGCGGGCCCACAGUUACGUACAAGCCUGCUUUAGAGCGAAGAUGGGGAACGGGGGUGUGUAGGAACGAACUGUGUAGCAACUAGAAACACCGCUAUUCAUAAACAAACAUACACAGACAGAGAGAGAGAGAGAGAGAAACACUAUUCCAACUAUAACAAAACAAGAUAGCGAUCGCAAAACAAUAGAUCAUUCUGUGCCCCUCCCCGCUCUCGAACAGCAUACAACAACAGCUACACGGUGUUGUCUAGUACCCUUCCCCCCCCCCCCCCCGCACUCCCCUUUUACCUAGUCAUUACCAUUAGUCAUGCAUAUAGCAAACGUUUUAAAUGAACCUCUUACUCUCUUUAAAAAAACAAAGCAAACCAAACUCCCGAAAACAAAGCGCCGUAGAAAGAAAAAUUGCAAAAGAUUGGAUUACGGAAGCAGGCUGACGCUGGAUUCGAUACCUAAUGAAACCUUUAUAUACACAAAGUAUAUAUAUAUACAUAUACAUAUAUUAUAUUUACACCCUUAUACAUCUAACGAAACGAAAAAAAGGAAAAAAACGGUAAGGAAACAAAGUAAACAGAAAACAGAGGUCCCCAAAUGUCCUUAACUCCCACUUAACACCUCCUCCACCAGUAGGAAACAGACUUGCAUAGUGUCCCGCGCCGCGUAGACCGUAACAAUUCAGGGUUUGAGCGAAAGCCGUAGACAGUUGUAGAACAGUUAUAGCGUGCUGGAGAGGUGAGAUAGGCGCGUGAGCACACAACUAAAUAGAAAAUACUGGAACCCGGUGCUCGGCGUGUGUCUGUGUGUGUAUAGUAAGAAGAGAAGAAUAUCUAAAGCAAUGCCACCAGCGACGAACCUGUCGGAGCUGCGUAUGCGUCCUGUGCAAUUCGAUUCAAUUAACUUACUACUACGAUUCAAUUAAUUUUUGCGGGCCCUAAGCUAGAUCUGCGUGAUGCGGUGGCAGACACUCACACUCAGAUUAAUUACCCCAUUAAAGUGGAAAAGAUCAAGCAAGUGUUCGGUCCAGCCCGCGCACGCAGAUCGGUAUGAUGUGCUCUUAUGUAUCCUCUCUAGCUCUAUUGCAUUUAACGCGUAGUGAAAAAACAAACACCCCAAACACACACACACACACACUUUCACACUCAUACACACAACACACAAGCAACUAGUAAGAAGCGAGUCAGCAAUUACUUUCUACAUAAGCUAAACUUUAGAAAUUCCUAUCCUAAAACAAGAAGAAGAAGAAGAAGAAGAAGAAGAAAAAACACACGCAAAUGCAGCAACGUUAAAAGUAUAUUAAGGAAACGCUGCAGCAGCAUUAAAGUGCGAAUUGGAAACGAACAGCAAUGGCAGUAUAUGCAGCUACAGUAACAGCAAUGAGAGAGUUUUGUAACAGGGAAAUGAAAAGCAAAGCAAGGCAGGAGAAGAUGGAGAAGAUGAUUAACAAAACCUUAAAAACCGUUCAUUAACAUAUUUUCGACAAUGGCGAAAAGCAGCUCCAAUCCACUUUAUUUAUAUAAUUUAACGUUCAUGCGUCACUUUACCAUUUCCUACAGGUUUAUGUUUCCCCGCACGGCAAAAGCCCGCUGACUCAUUAUCAGCAAGCAGAGGGUGACGAUAUGGGGGGGUG